This is a messenger RNA of Anopheles arabiensis, 906 nucleotides long. Its product is annotated as caspase-like. The transcript has a single exon. The record is from RefSeq and is a predicted model, not a curated record. Gene Ontology annotation, cellular component: cytoplasm. Gene Ontology annotation, biological process: apoptotic process; proteolysis. The coding region runs from base 85 to 834 and encodes 249 amino acids. NCBI's taxonomy places the organism in Eukaryota, Metazoa, Arthropoda, Insecta, Diptera, Culicidae.
GAGCGGAAGCAAAAGCCAGUAAGAUAAAGUGAUAAAGUGACGGACACCACAUAUAUCAACAAUAACCACAGCUCAUUGGAAACAAUGGAGUCAACACUAGAGCUGACACUGCAGUCGUACAACAUGGCGCAUCCGAAGCGCGGCAUUGCAGUGAUUAUCAAUAAUAACGGGGAUCGAGAAGGCUCGGAAAAAGAUGUGGAAGCAUUACAGGCCGUAUUGAAGCACCUACAGUUUGAUGUGCGUCUCUUAAGCGAUAAAACGACGGUUGAAAUCAGACACGCUCUUAAGGAGGUUUCCCAAGAGGACCACUCCAACAACGAUUGUCUGGCAAUUAUUGCGAUAGCGCACGGAUAUAAUGAUAGGAUCGAUUUCGACGACGGUUAUUUGCAUAUUGACGAACUGUGGACAAAUUUUGUUGGAAACAAGUGUCCUUCGCUGAUUGGAAAACCGAAACUUGUGUUCAUUCAAGCGUGUCGCGGUGGAAAACAUGACUACGGAGCAUCGACAGCCACAGCAGAUGCGAGGCCCGGUCUGGAGGAACCGGUUGAUGUCAAAAUACCAAUGUAUGCCGAUCUUUUAGUGAUGUACUCAUGCUACGAACAUCACGUUUCGAUGCGUUUCCCUAACGGAUCCUGGUUCAUACAGUCGCUUUGCCAAGUGCUGGGUGCCAACAUUGCCAAGACGGAACUUCUGGCUUUGCUGACUCAUGUAUCCUACCUUGUGUCCAUCCGAUCGGGCCAAACUAAGCAAAGUAAAGUGGUAAAACAAAUUCCGAUGGUUACUUCCAUGCUCACGAAAGCAUUUUCCUUUGUGCCAAAAUCCUCAGCAGACUAGCUGGUAUAUACAGCACCACCAACAAAUUUACUCAGCAAACUAGCUGGUAUAUACACCGCUGAAUAAAUUAGA